Messenger RNA from Aricia agestis (brown argus), 5717 nucleotides. RefSeq names its product Down syndrome cell adhesion molecule-like protein Dscam2. Gene Ontology annotation, molecular function: protein binding. The coding region runs from base 154 to 5688 and encodes 1844 amino acids. Gene Ontology annotation, cellular component: axon; plasma membrane. The transcript is spliced from 37 exons. The record is from RefSeq and is a predicted model, not a curated record. NCBI's taxonomy places the organism in Eukaryota, Metazoa, Arthropoda, Insecta, Lepidoptera, Lycaenidae. Gene Ontology annotation, biological process: cell-cell adhesion; axon guidance.
CGAGCGCGGCGGUCGCAGCUGAAGUCCACCGUACGUUCCGCCUCACGUACUUCGGGGUGCGAAGUUUCUCGUGAACUUUUAGUGCUAGUGUUUGUGGGGUGUGUUUUCGAAAAUGGAACUUUUGUGGUGAUAGUCGGCGUUCCCGCUCGGACGAUGUUUGGCCUCAUUUUGUUUUCUAUGAGCAUUUUACUAACAAGAGUAAUAUCAGAUGUACCAACGCGGCUGGGUCCCGUGUUCGUGGAGGAGCCCCCAGCGGCAGUGCGUUUUGCUGCAUCAUCUGGUGGCCGCGUACACUGCGCGGCGCGAGGGCAGCCGUCGCCGCGCGUCGCGUGGUACGCCGACGAUGGAUCGCCCAUUGUGGACGUACCUGGGAUCAGAAGGGUAUACAGCAACGGUACCUUGGAGGUGUUCCCGUCAUCAGCGUACCGCGACGAGACCACCUUGAUCCGCUGCCGAGCCACCAACGCGCACGGGACUAUAGUCUCUAGGGACGUGCUACUGCAACCAGUGGCGGAUGUAAACUGGGAAGUGACGUUAACGGCGGAGGCGGCAGUGGCUGGUGGCGUCGCGGCGCUGCAGUGUCGCGCUGGUGCCGCGCCCGCGACACCCGCACUGUGGUACAGAGGCGACAGGGUGCUGCAUGUCGAUCCUCCCACACCAGAAUCCCGCUACCUGGUAGCUGGCAACACGCUGCUGAUACGGGAUGUCUCAACCACCGACGCUGGAGCAUACAGCUGCCUCGCGCGUCAUCACCUCACCGCGCUCACGAAACGGUCCUCACCUGCGCAUCUCACUGUGUUGCCGAGCUCGAUGAGUUCAGCGCCGCAGCUGGUGGCGACGGCAGGCGAGGUGGCGGUGGCUGCAGGCUCGCAGUUCUGCGUACCGUGCGUCGCGCCAGACUACCCUGCGCCGCAGUACACUUGGUACCGCGAGAAGGACGGGCGGCUACAACCAGUGGAACCCUCAGCCGGUGCAUGGCUGUGGUCGGGCGGCGCGGCGCUCUGCUUCGCCCGCAGCAGCGGCGACAUCACCGGCGCCUGGCUGUGUAAGGCGUACAACGUGUUCGGUGACGCGACCGCCCAGCUACGGAUUGAUGUGGAGGAUACGUUCUCUGUUACCGUCAGCCCUAUUGUUGUGGUUGCGGAAGCCGGCAGCACCGUCCAGUUCAACUGCAGCAGCAGCGCCGCAGCAGCACUCCGCUGGCUGCACGACGGUACUCCGCUAUCCGCCGGCGACACAUUAGAAUUACGGCGCGUAUCGCGCGCGCACGCCGGUGCGUACCAGUGCGUCGCGCGCCGCGGACGACGGCAGGAACAGGCGUCUGCGGAACUUAGACUUGGAGACUCGCCUCCGGAGCUACAAUACACGUUCAUCGAGCAAGCGUUGCGAGCGGGCGCGUCAGUGGCGCUGCGGUGUGCGGCGCUCGCGCAGCCGCCGCCGCACAUCAAGUGGCUGCUGGACGGACAACCGGUGGACCACUAUUUGGCACAUCACAGGUUCAGCAUCAGCGAAGAGUCAUCUCCCCAGGGUGAGGUGGUGUCGGUGCUGAACGUGACGGCGGCGACGGCGGGCGACGGUGGUCUGUACACCUGCCGCGCCUCCAACCCCCUCGGCGCCAUCGAACACUCCGCCAGGCUUAAUAUCUACGGUCCACCCUCUAUCCGACCAAUGGGCAUCGUGCGCGCGGUCGCCGGAGACAACUUCACCCUGCACUGCCCCUACGCUGGAUAUCCGAUCAGUUCAGUGACGUGGCGUCGUCGCGGCGGCGCAGCGCUGGGCGGGGAGGACGCACGAGCGGGCGCACGCGGCGCCGCGCUGCGACUGUGGCCUGCGCGUGCGCACGAUGCAGGUCAUUAUACGUGCAGCGCCGCUGCGCCGUCGCAUCCUACAGCGCAUCGGGAUGUCGAGAUACAAGUUCGAAAUCCACCAAAGAUAUCACCGUUCAUGUUCUCAUCGGAACUGACGGAGGGCAGCUCUGUGCAAGUGCUGUGCGGGGUUUCUUCGGGCGACAAGCCAAUGUACUUCUCCUGGCUGAAGGACGGUGCGCCGCUUCCACCUAACUUACAGAUUGAAGAGAAAAGCCUGAACGAGUUCUCUCUGCUGAUGUUUCCGGAGCUAGCUGCGAGACACAGCGGUGCCUACACCUGCCGCGUCGCCAACCACGCCGCCGCUGUCGACUACACUGCGACGCUUAGUGUUAAAGUUGCACCUUCGUGGGUGACCGAGCCGUUAGAUGCUGCAGUGCUAGUGGGUGCACCAUUACGACUGACAUGUGCCGCGCGUGGACAUCCAUCUCCCACCGUCACGUGGUAUCGGAAAACUGAGGGUGACGGUCUGGAAGGCAUGGACAACUCGGAAAAAUGGGAAGUGGCGACCUUCUCCUCCGAGUGGGGAAGCAAUGGCGAAGGAGUGACGUCAUCCAGUGGAGCGGGGAGCAGUGUGAUAAGCGCCCCAGCGGCGACGCGUGCGCUGGCCGGCCGGUAUAGAUGUUCAGCUGACAACGGCGUAGGAGCGGCCCUUGUGAAGCACGUUAAUGUUUCAGUGCAUGAACCCGCCCACUUCGAGCCGCUCAGCGACGCGGUACGCAACGUGUCGAGCGUGCGCGGGCGCAGCGUGGUGCUGUCGUGUCUGGCGAUGGGUGACCCUCCCCUUACGGUACACUGGACGCAUAGAGGAAACAAACUUGACUUGGAUUCCUUCAGAUGGUCAGUAUCGGAGCUGCGCGCUGGUGGCGGUACGCGGUCGUCGCUACGGCUGGCGGCUGCGGAGCGCGGUGACGCGGGGGAAUACCGCUGCCACGCCCGCAACCACUACGGCCGCGCUGACCAGCUUAUACUGUUGCAUGUUGAAGAACCGCCCGAAGCCCCCCAACGUCCGCGUCUCGGCGGCGCGGGGUCCCGCUGGGUACGCGUGUCCUGGCGCGCGCGCACGUCUCCGCAGACGCGGUACGCGGCGCUCUGCGCACCCGCUGAUACACCCGCACCGGCGGCGCUACACACGUACAAUAUGACGCUGGACACUGCACCUGGAAGAAGAUCCGACUCGGAAGAACUGGAGCUGCUGAGUGCUCGCCUGGACGGCUUGAAACCGGCUUCGGCGUACACCCUGAGGAUAGUGGCUACCAAUCACGUGGGCGAGUCACCACAUUCCGAAGCGCUGCUCUUCACGACUCUAGAGGAAGCGCCGUCCGCGUCGCCUCAGAGCAUUCGAGUGCGGCCCAUCAAUUCCGAGGAGCUGCACAUUUCGUGGUCGGCACCUGCACGUGAUACCUGGAACGGCGAGCUGCUAGGUUACGCGGUGUCGUGGCGGGAGAUGGGUCCGCCGCCUGAAGACAUCGAAGAGGAGGGGAGUGGGGAGCCUCGAGUGGGGACCGCCGUGGCCAGGGGAUGGAGCAGCGCUGAGAUGACAGUAGCUGGACUCAGACCCUGGGCCCGGUAUGCGUUAGCAGUGAGAGCGUUUAACAGAGCUGGUCCAGGCCCGCCUUCGCCUACGGCGUAUGCUACAACGGCUGAUGGAGUGCCAUCAGAAGCACCUAGCGGCGUUUCAUGUGUAGCGGCGUCCGCGCGCUCGCUGCGUGUGCGGUGGCGGGCGCCGGCGCUGCCGCAGCUGCGCGGUUACGACGUACAUUACGCUCCUGUGCACGAGGCGCCCUCAUGGAGCGGCGAAGGCGGCAGCGCAGCGGCGCGGGUAACAGGCGGGGCGACGGGCGAGGCGCUGCUGCAGGGUCUACAUGCUGCCGCCAACUACAGCGUGCGUGUACGCGCGCGCUCCGCAGCCGGCGCCGGCCCGCCCUCCCCGCCUACUUACUGCGCUACGCCUCAUGAUGUUCCCGGAGCCCCAGAGGCAAUCCGCGCCCUGCCUGCUGGGGUGGACUCCGUAAGGGUGACUUGGCUGCCUCCAGCCGACACAGGGGGGCAGCUGACCCACUACACCGUGUACACCAGGGAGCUUGGCAAAGUGGGCGGGGAAUGGACGCAGCGGGUGGAUGCGAGCGGGGAGGCUGCGGAGGAGAUGUGGCGCGACGUGCGAGGACUGAGGGAACACGCAGCGUACGAGUUGUGGGUGCGCGCCGCUAGUGCCGCUGGCGAGGGACCCCCCAGCCGCGCCGUUAGCGCCGCCCCUGCUACACCUAUUGCCGCGCGAAUAUCAUCAAUCGGUCGGUUAGUGACGGCGGCGCUAGGUGCGCGCGUGCGCCUGCGCUGCUCAGCGCUUGGAAUGCCACCCCUCGCCCGCGUCUGGUCGCCGCUGCCUCAAGCACAUACAGUUACUGAUGCGGGGGACCUUGUUAUACAUAAGCUGGACGUACAAUGGGCGAUGAACUACACGUGCGCGGUACGUAACGGCGCGGGCGCGGACGUGACGCAGUGGGCGGUGCGCGCGUUACGCACGCCCGCCGCACCCAGCCCCCGCCUCGCGCGCGCUGACUCCACCGCGCUACAUCUAGCCUGGGACCCGCCGCACGAUGGAGGCGCGCCGCUGUUGGGUUACACGGUGUGGUGGUGGCGUGCAUGGGAAUUACCAUCAAAAAGUAAAGAGAUAGCCAGCGGGGAUGAAGACGCGGCAGGGCGGCAGCGGCGCGUGGCGGGGGCGGCGCGGGGGGCGGCGCUGCGCGGGCUCGCGUGCGGCGCGCCGUACAGAGUCGCGGUGCGGGCGCACAACGCGCUUGGAGCGUCGCCGCUGUCGCCCGCACUCACGCUGCGCACACGCGGUGACAAAGCGAAAGCGCCCUCAGGCAAGGAGUGUAUAUGGGCGAACGCGACAGCACUACGGGUUUCGCUGCUAGCGUGGGGUGGGCGUUGCCCGGUCGCGCGGUGGAGCGUCGCGCUGCGGCCCGCCGGCGCCGCGCCGUGGACGCACUUGCACGCUGACGGAGACGUCGCUGAGGUAAACAACCUGGAGCCGGGCACGUGGUACGAGAUCCGCGUGGAGGCGCACUCGCCCGCCGGAGACUCGCCCGCACUCUACAAGGCCGCUACACACACGCUCAACGGAGAACGGAUCGGCGAACCCAUCGAUCUCCCACUGGAGGCGCGGCUGAGUGCUGCAGACGAGCAGGGCGAGAGCUACGCGGUGUGGUGGCGCGGUGGCGCAGCUGCGCUGGCCGGGUUGGCGUUAGCGCUUGGCGCAGCGGUCGCCACGUUAGCGGCGCGCCGGCGAACUGCGCCACAGACGUGUGCACAUCCUCUGUACGUCGCACAACCGACGCACCAUAACGGGAAAACUGUUAGCCCUCCGGAUGGUUCCCUGAACGAGAUAAGCCCGUACGCAACAUUCAGCAUGUCGGAGGCGGAAGGCGAGCGCGCGUGCGGGCUGCACGUACGAGCGGCGCGGGAGUUGCCGCUCGCCGCUCCGCCGCCGCGGCCGCGCCUGCUCGCGCAUCCUAAUGAUUACGGGUGCGCGCGCGACAGCGACUCGGAGUCGAGCGGGUCGCCGUGCGCCGCGUGUGCAGCCGAGCUGUAUCGCCUGCCUGCUGCGCACAUGUCAGAAACGUUACCAGUGGGUGCGGCAGAAUCAAGCACGGAAGAUGGAUCGUACGCAGCAGGAGCGUGCGCGGGCGCAGCGCGGCGAAGAGAGGCGCAGGGUAGACCGCGCGCGCGCCGGCGCGACCACACGCGGCCGUCGCCUACUGUCAGGUACUCGCCGCGUCGCUCGCUGCCGCGGGAGGAGCUGCGCUCAAAUCUCUUGUAAAUAUAUUUGUUCUUUAUUACGUCAAGUUU